AUGUCAGAAGCCAAACUAAUGGUGAGCCCUUCCUCCUGCCGUUCUUUAUUCUUACAUUUUUUUUGUAUUGUUUUAUUAAUUACUAAAAUGUCUGUCUCUGUGUUUACUUCAAAAUGUGACAGACAUCUUUCCUGCGAGGAUCCUGGUCCAGCAGAAAACCAUCAGCGAGAACAGUGAUCUUUAUCUAACCUGCAGCACAUUUGGGAAGAAAAACGUAGAGGUUUUUGUUUAUUUAUGCAAGAAUGACCAGGCAUAUGAGCAUAAAUUACAGAAGCAAGAUCAAAAUGACUCCACAUUCAUCAAGUCCAAUGUCAAUCUCCAUGACAGUGGGAAUUACAGCUGUGUCUACUCCUUAAGGGAAAAACCCUUUUCACAGGUAACCAAAAGAGGACACAACAUCAUUCAGAUUCUGGUCAUAGGUAAGAUAGUUUCAUCAUUAAUCAUCUGUUGUAUCACUGUCAUGUACCUUCACUCACUUUGCCUUUCCUUUGCACAGCCAAUUUUCUGCCUGCAGUUAUUUCACUACUUGGGUCGUCUACUGUCACAGAGGGAAAUUAUGUUGAGUUCAAGUGCACCCUCUCUGUCACCCUGCAAACCCUUGGGGAAUGUCAGCUUAUCCAGUCUUACCUGCAGAGGGAUGAGGCCAUCCUGCAGGUGGGAGCAUUCAAUGUCACGCAGAGAAAAACAACGUUCGUCAUCCAGGGAGCCGUCACGAGGGAUUCUGGUCAUUACAGCUGUGUGGUACUGCCGUCUAAAUGUAUCCAGGAGCAGCAAAAGAUGAUCCAUGGAGAAAAUAAAGUAGAACUACAAGUCACAGGUCAGACAGUCAGUUCAGAUUUCUUCUCUUAAGUGAUUAAAAAACAAAGUUAUUUUAACCAUUGUAUUUACAAGACUGUUUUGCUUCUCAGGGGGUCUCUUCCUCAGACUGGUCGUCAUUGGUGUAGCGAUAACCCUCUUGGUAUUACUGGGUGUGUUACUUGGUUUUUGGUGCAUCAUCAAACAAGGUUAGAUGAUGUGAAGCAAACUGAGAAGGUUAUCAAUUUCAAGGGUCAAAUUAUGUAGUGAAUGGCCAUUUCGCUACUCCUGGUUCAAUUCUACAAAUUUCCAUACUUGAAUACCAACUUUUGAGUACCUAAGUCUAAAGUGUACUUGAUUUAUUUGCCCCUAAAAUGUGUGUUUUGAUUAUUCGGCAGGGUUUCUCACAGCUUGGUGCGUCCCAAGGUGAGUGUCAGUUCAAUGGGUUGAAAUCUGUAUGAUAAAUAAAAACAUUCACAGACUUAAAGCUCCUGUGAGGAACUUUCAGUUUGUGUAAGUUUUGCGGACAAAGCAGUGUCUUCUGAUCAUGAUAUUAUCAUAUCCUGCUGAUUUAUGAUGCCCAAAUGUUGCAUUUAUCAUGAAUAUUUUGUUUGGAAAUAAAAAGUGCCGCUUCUUCAGCUGCUCGGCUGACACCUACCCCCUUGCACCCAUGUUGGGUAUCAAAAGUUACAGCGUAAAAAUGAUCAGUCUCGUCACUGAUCACCUCGUUUGUUUUUGGACUCUGUAAAAAGGCAUCGAGAAGAAUUUCAGUCCAUCUCAUGAACGUCAGACACUCCUCACUGCAGCUUUAAGAACAGGCACUAUAAAAUCAUAAAUGAGCAGUCACUGAGCUUUCCCUAGUUGUAUAUUUUCUCAGACAACUGCUGCAAAAUUGUGCACUGAGGACAAAAAUAAACUCUUGGAAACAAAAGAAUCUGUCUCUGAUGUUUGAGUUCAACAAUACUGAACUGAUUGAAGAGCUUGUUUAUUCCUCGGAUUGUGUUUUCUCACAGUGCCGGGAGUCAGCAGCAGCAGGCAGAUUCAGACAUGCUGGAGGAACAGCAGGAGCAGGCAGACGCUGAGGAUCUGGAAACACAGGAUGGUAUGUUAGUAAUAGAUUUACAGUAAAGACUUUCUCUGGGGAACUCCUAAUGAAAUUAACUCUGAUGACCUGAAAACGUAAUCUAGCUACUUUUUGUCCUGUCUGUUGAAAACAACAGCAUGACCAGAAACAGCCAGAUAACAGAGAGGGGGUGCCGCUUUUGUUAAUGUUGUUGGGUUUUUUUUAGAUGAAAGAUUAAACAUUCAGGCUUUCCUCAUAUUAGAUUAUGUUUGUUAUCUAAAAGUUACCAGAAUUUUAAAAGCACUAAAUUUAUGUUUUAAAACUAGAAAUGCAUUUUUUUUUUUUUACACAAGACUCAACUCCUGCCAAUCUUUUGUGUCCAAAAAGAGACUAACUGCUGCCAUUUUUAUCCCUGUGCAAUAAUGAUGUCUUGUAUGCUCCCUCUCAGGGUUUUCAUGCUCUGCUUUCAAGUCUUCACACAUGAUUGUUUGCCGUACUCCUAACCCUAUCUCUAACCCACCCUAGGACUAACAUGUGUACUCUUAUUUAUGAUCCGCUUCCGAUUCCUUCUAAUCUGGCUGGAUUUUAUAGUCCCAAGACAUUUUUCUCACAGUCUGCUCCAAAGAUCAGAAUUCGGAUGUGAAAAAAUGUGUUUAGUUUGUGGCUUCCUAUACUUGGAACAAAUUACGAAAUGACCUGAAACUUGCUGAUUUUAUGAGUGCUUACAAAAGGCUUGAAGGCAUACAAUUGUUCUGUUUUAAAUUCUAGCUACUCUUUGUUUGUCAAAAACUUUAGUUUGUCUGUUUGUUAGUUUGAAUUUCCCCUUGGGGAUCAAUAAAGUUCUACUUCUUCUUCCUCUUCUUGGCCAGGAGUCUUAUUGUAUUUUAUUUUUUUAUCUCAAAGAGUUUCUUUUGAUUAAAUGAAGGUUGAAUGAAAUAAAACAUAUCAUUUUUUUUGUCUGAUGUCUUCUUAGGAAAGUUUUUAGAUAUAAGUGGCUGUGAAUUUUUAUUUCUAAUUCAACUUUUUCCUUUCUUUUUUUUAGAAGAUUCUUUUGGCGAAGAAGAAGAAGAGUAAGCACAUUGAUCAUUUCAUUAUUUAUUAUUUACCUUCAUUUUGUAGCUCAAAAAAUUUAACAAAGACAUGCAGCUAUAUGUAAAUUAAUAUACUGUAUGUGGUGCCUUUUUAUUAUUAUUAUUACUUUGCAGCUAUGAGAAUCAAAAUUAUCAUAGCCAUGUGGUCCCUGUUGAUGAGGACAACCUUAACCUUUCAGACCCGGAUGGAUUGUACAGUACUGUCGGUAAGGAUUGACCUGCUUUUGUUUUAAAAGUUUAAGAGUUUAAGUUAAAGACUUUAAAACUUUGAUCUGUGACAUGACUAACACGUUAAUAGCAUGUAGAGAAUAUGUGCAUGCUGACAAAUUUAAUUGAAGUUACUGUAAAAUGUUUUUUAAAUCAUCCAUUCUUAGUAUUCUCAACAACAGCUGACAAAAUGAAAUGUUGUGCAAUUUGUCAGAUGCAUGAUUUUCUCUUCUUGUUUCGAUGUAUCAAAUUUUUUUCUUGAACUGGUCACUACAAAGACUAAACACCAACUAGUAACAACACAACAAAGAUUUUCUAGCUCAUGAGGUUGGAGCUUUCGAUAGCUCGGUGUAGUUUACUGUCAGUGAGCUUGGUGUAGGUUACAGGAAAACCACAUCUUGCUCCGUAGCAGGUGUAAGCAAAUAUAAAAAGACUCUUACAGCAAGCUUUUCAACCGCCUGGGGUUAAUUCUGUCGCCUUCUCUUUCAGAGAAAACGUGACAGAAUUAACCAAGAACAGAAGGUGAAACCAAGAACAAAUCAACUUCAACUUUAUUAUUAUCAUCCCGUAAGAAAUUUGGUUUACAGCAGGCAUCAGCACAACAGUACACGAUAAACAUAAAAAAACACCGCGAAAAAAAAAUGAGCACAAGUGAGAAAUCUUCAGACUCUCAUAACAGAUAAUUGAUUUUAACUGUGAAUUUUUCUCCACAGAAGAGAAAGGAAGAGCGAUGUGCACUUACGCGACAUCCAUCAGAAAGAAAAAGCGGCAGCCAUGAUUUAUUUUCUUCUAUUUCUGUUGUUAUUAAACCUGGGUCACACUUUUUGGAUGAUAUUUCCUUCUUUUGUUUUCAUAAAUUGUAUGAAAUAAAUGAAGGUGUGAACAUCUACCCACUGAAUCUACCUGAAAAGACAGUGUAGCUUCAAUCUGCUUCUUGUCCUCAAAGACUCAACAGAAACUCUUACAUGUUGUAUUAAAACAUGUUCUCCUUUUUUGAAAUAUAGAAUAACACAGGGGCUCAAGUGAAACUGUCAGAUCUUUGAAUUGAAGCAGAUAUUUUCUCUUCUCACGUUUGUUGUUUUCUUUGUUUGACCCUGUAAAGCACAAAGGGAUAGAAAAUAAAAAGCUGUUUCUUGUGACUGAUUGUGUUUCAAAAUGACUUUGAUUAACUGAUUAGCUUUAUUUGUG
Messenger RNA from Xyrichtys novacula (pearly razorfish), 4344 nucleotides. Lineage: Eukaryota; Metazoa; Chordata; Actinopteri; Labriformes; Labridae. The record is from the annotation of a GenBank genome assembly.